AUGCCGGGUGCGUGUCUUGGUCCUCCACAGGAGGUGCUGGGGGAGGAUAAGCUCAUGGCCAUCCUGAAGGAGCGAGAGCUGAAGAUCUACUGGGGCACCGCCACCACGGGCAAGCCGCACGUGGCCUACUUCGUGCCCAUGUCCAAGAUUGCAGAUUUCCUGAAGGCAGGGUGCGAGGUGACGAUACUCUUUGCUGACCUCCAUGCUUACCUGGACAACAUGAAGGCUCCCUGGGAGCUGCUGGAGUUGCGCACCCGUUAUUACGAGAACGUGAUCAAAGCCAUGCUGGAGAGCAUCGGGGUGCCCCUGGAAAAGUUGAAGUUCGUCCGGGGCACUGACUACCAGCUCAGCAAGGAGUACACGCUGGACGUGUACCGCCUCUCGUCCGGGGCGCUGGAUGAGGAGUACCUCAAGGUCGACGCGCAGUUCGGAGGGGUUGAUCAGAGGAAGAUAUUCACCUUCGCAGAGAAGUACCUUCCUUCCCUGGGCUACGCCAAGCGCGUCCAUUUGAUGAACCCGAUGGUUCCUGGUCUGACAGGCAGCAAAAUGACUGAUUCCCUGCAGGACUCAAAGAUUGACCUUCUGGACCGCAAGGAGGACGUGAAGAAGAAGUUGAAGAAGGCUUUCUGUGAGCCAGGGAACGUGGAGAACAACGGUGUCCUCUCCUUCAUCAAGCACGUUCUCUUUCCCCUCAAGUCAGAGUUUGUGAUUCUGCGAGAAGAAAAGUGGGGAGGAAACAAAACCUACACAGCCUACGAGGCCCUGGAGAAGGACUUCGCUGAGCAGCCUGCAGAGAAGAGCACCAAGAACUCGGAGCCAGAGAACGUGGUCCCAUCCCGGCUGGACAUCCGUGUGGGCAAAGUGAUCAGUGUGGAAAAGCACCCGGACGCCGACAGCCUGUACGUGGAGAAGAUCGACGUGGGCGAGCCCGAGCCCCGCACCGUGGUCAGCGGCCUGGUGCAGUUCGUCCCCAAGGAGCAGCUGCAGGACAGGCUGGUGGUGCUGCUCUGCAACCUCAAGCCCCAGAAGAUGAGGGGUGUGGAGUCGCAGGGCAUGGUGCUGUGUGCCUCCAG
Opisthocomus hoazin is the source of this 1073-nucleotide messenger RNA. Lineage: Eukaryota; Metazoa; Chordata; Aves; Opisthocomiformes; Opisthocomidae. The record is from RefSeq and is a predicted model, not a curated record.